CCGCCGCCGCUCGCGCGCUCUCGCAAUCGAUAUCCCCCUGGCCUGUCAAAUGGAUGAUGAUGGCAGCGACGACGGUUGAUACGAUGUUGCAGAGCGAUGGCUUUCAGACGAAAAAGAAAGAGGACAUCGAGAACAAGGACAACUUGUGGUCGUCCAUCCUGGCGGAGGUGCAGAACAGCGGCAACAACAAGCUGCCGUCGAACAAGAACGUCCUCGUGUUAGGUGACAAUGAGAGCGGCAAGACUACGCUUAUAGCCAAACUACAAGGUGUGGAGGACCCGAAGAAAGGCUCCGGGCUAGAAUUUGCGUAUAUCGACGUGAGAGAUGACUACAGAGACGAUCACACGAGACUGUCCGUAUGGGUCCUGGACGGAGACCCGGGUCACGCGAAUCUUCUGAGAUUCGCUCUGAACAAAGAGAGGUUUCCGCAUACGCUUGUUAUAUUAGUCGCUGCCAUGACCACGCCGUGGGCCAUUCUCGAUCAGCUUCAAUCGUGGGCGGCGCUGCUAGGCGAUCAUAUUGACAAAUUACCCUUAGAUAAUGAUAGUAGGCAACGGUGCAGGCAGUUUAAUAUUAAGAAGUGGCAGGACUAUACGGAACCGGGAGACGAACUGGAUCCUGGGAGUCCCCUGCGACGUACCAGUCGCAAUCUGGACGACGACACCGCCGAGGGCUUGCCCUUGCCGGAGGGAGUACUUACAACCAAUCUGGGCCUGGACGUCGUCGUAGUCAUAACGAAAACCGAUUACAUGUCCACUCUUGAAAAGGAGCAGGACUAUAAAGACGAGCACUUCGACUUCAUGCAACAAUGGAUCAGACGGUUUUGCUUACAAUACGGUGCGGGUCUCUUCUACACAUCGGCGAAGGAGGAUAAGAACUGUGAUUUGCUUUAUAAAUAUCUAACGCAUAGGAUUUAUUCGUUACCGUUCAGAACACCGGCACUGGUCGUCGAAAAGGAUGCAGUACUUAUACCUGCUGGUUGGGAUAACAUGAAGAAGAUUAGUAUUUUGCACGAGAAUUUGCAAUCCAUGAAGGCGACCGAUUACUAUCGCGAUGUUAUCGCACAGCCAGCAACGAAUCGAAAAUGCGUUACUAGAGAAAUGGAGGUUCAGGCGGAAGAGGAGCAGGCUUUUCUCGCGCGGCAGCAGGCAGCUCUGUCGGGCCUGAAAGACCCUACUCGUUCUCCGACGACUCGGAAUCAGGCAAGCCCUGGACCAGUUAUACAGGUCGCGUCGCCGAACAAAAAGCUGGAUCCCAAGGGUACCGGCGGGACACCGUCCGGGGAAGGUGUCUUAGCUAAUUUCUUCAAUUCUCUUCUCUAUAAGAAGACUGGAGUGCCGCCCGGCUCGCCGGGGACGCCGGGCAGCGUAGGAACAAGUCCCCUGAAACUUGACGGUACACCGGUGGACAAGGCAACGAUGUGUAAUGACGCGGCAGCGGAGUUAGAUCGUCUUACUCGGACCAAGAAACUUUCUCCACCCAACCUGAACUCGUCGUCUGAAUGUUAAAGAUAGCGCGCUUUUUCUUCGCGAUCCAUUCGUACAAUGAGGACGAUAGUCGAAGCUUCGUUGCCAUCAGACAGAAUCCAAAUGCAAAUCUGAAAUGUCUUGUAGUUCGCUCAUAAUAGCGGGAAUUGUAACAACGGUAAGAUGAGUCGCGAAGAGGUAAAAUUUAGCUCUAAUCAAUAAUCUCUAACUCGAUCACACCGCGAAGGAGGUAAAUUUAAAUUAAAAAAAAAAUAUAUAUAUAAUCUGUCUCGCAACUCUCGACAGCCUCGAGUGUCGUAAUCGACUAAAUAUCAGUAACGAAGCAGAGAACAAUUAGAAAGCUAUUAAAUUAAUGUAAUUAAAAUAUUUAAUAUAAUAAUAUUACCGAGAUAUAUAUGCUUACGCACAUGUCCUAGUAAAGCUAGCCUGGUCAUAGUAAAUUAUUUAGCAACGCCCGUGUACGUGGAAACGGAAGCGCGGUCCUUUUUUUUUUUUUAAUCGUUCUAUAUAUUUACAUAUGAGUGCACAUGUUCUUUGUCUCUCCUUCGUAAACGAACUUACUCUUACGUUUCAUACACUCGAUCGUGGUUCUUUUACGAGAUAUAUCUUUAUGGUGGCUCGUCACCACAUUCGGUCUAAUUUUAGCAACGUAAGUGCCGUUAGCGCUGCGAAAGUGUUGUGCGAAUGCGUGGGAUAGUAUUUUAUACGAAUUGUUCAUAAAAUAAAUGGGAGAAUCCUUUUAACGGAAGACGCAGUGCAGUCUUCAGAUUUAGGGACAACUAAUGGUACGAGGCUGGAAUAGAUGUCCAAAUGGCGCGUGUAAAUUCGAUACUUCCUUUGUAGAUUUCCGAGUAUGGUUAUACGACUCGAGAGAGCAGGUGAGCAGAGAUAUGUACAUUCAGUUAUCAACAUAAAUGUGGCUCUAUGUAUAUGAAAUUCAAAUUCUCGAUGAAAAUAAAUAAUUUUUCGUAUA
Vollenhovia emeryi is the source of this 2460-nucleotide messenger RNA. It is a transcript of the gene Dlic, whose product is annotated as cytoplasmic dynein 1 light intermediate chain 2. The record is from RefSeq and is a predicted model, not a curated record. Gene Ontology annotation, molecular function: dynein heavy chain binding. NCBI's taxonomy places the organism in Eukaryota, Metazoa, Arthropoda, Insecta, Hymenoptera, Formicidae. The transcript is spliced from 10 exons. Gene Ontology annotation, biological process: microtubule-based movement; microtubule cytoskeleton organization. Bases 54 to 1508 code for a protein of 484 amino acids. Gene Ontology annotation, cellular component: cytoplasmic dynein complex; centrosome.